Molecule: messenger RNA, 1260 nt
Organism: Phialemonium atrogriseum
Lineage: Eukaryota; Fungi; Ascomycota; Sordariomycetes; Cephalothecales; Cephalothecaceae
Product: phosphoribosyltransferase-like protein
Exons: 10
Coding region: 159-1103 (314 amino acids)
Biological process (GO): purine nucleotide biosynthetic process; 5-phosphoribose 1-diphosphate biosynthetic process
Cellular component (GO): ribose phosphate diphosphokinase complex; cytoplasm
Molecular function (GO): ribose phosphate diphosphokinase activity; magnesium ion binding
Source: RefSeq, a predicted model, not a curated record
GGUCAAACCUCCCUUGGACAGACCUUUCCUCCAAAUACCUACCUCCUGCAUUACAGAAGGGUGUUGGAAAUGGGCCACAUGGCGAACGAGAUAAAAAUCCUUAGCGGGUCGAGCCAUCCCGAACUGGCGGGACUUAUCGCAGACCGGUGCGCUGCUCCAUGGCGCCUGUCAUGACAUCGAAUGGAAAGCUGAUGAGAUUGACUGUCUGUAGACUAGGGGUUCAACUGGCAAAGACCCUGAGCCUCAUGCAUUCCAACCAGGAGACGAGCGUUACGAUUGGUGAAUCUGUUAGGGAUGAGGAUGUCUUCAUCAUACAGUCUACGCCCCCAGGCGACAUCAACAAUGCGCUUAUGGAACUUCUCAUCAUGAUUCACGCCUGUAGAGCAGCGUCUAGCCGUCGAAUAACUGCCGUGCUUCCUAAUUUCCCCUAUGCUCGCCAGGACAAGAAAGAUCGCAGUCGAGCGCCAAUAUCUGCGCGGCUUGUUGCGAAUAUGCUUCAGACCGCUGGCUGCAACCAUGUAAUAACCAUGGAUCUCCACGCCUCACAGCUCCAGGGCUUCUUCAGCGUACCUGUCGACAACCUCUAUGCCGAGCCAUCAACCGUUCGCUGGAUCGAGGAGAACAUGAAUCUUGACGACUGCGUCAUUGUCUCACCGGAUGCAGGCGGUGCGAAAAGAGCCACGUCGAUCGCAGAUCGUCUAGGCACCGGUUUUGCCUUGAUACACAAGGAACGCCCUCGACCCAACGUGGUCGGGAGGAUGGUCUUGGUUGGGGAUGUUGAGGACAAAAUCUCCAUCGUCGUCGACGAUAUAGGCGACACAUGCGGCACACUGGCUAAAGCGGCCGAGGUCCUAAAGCAGCAUCGUGCCCGAGAGGUCAUCGCAAUAGUGACUCAUGGCGUCCUGUCCGGAUCAGCUGUUGACACGAUCAAUAAUUCGCACCUGACCGCUGUUAUUGUCACUAACACGGUUCCCCUCGGUGACAAGGUGAAGGAGUGUCCCAAGUUGAAAGUCAUCGAUGUCUCCGGAACACUUGCUGAGGCUAUUCGGAGAACACAUAACGGAGAAUCAGUCUCAUAUCUAUUCACGAAUGUACCAGUAUAAGGUUGAUUCACUGUAGUCCGAUGGAAGUCGCUCUCAAUCUUAGUUUCAUUUCGGACCGAGGAUCGUGAGUGGCGUUGUCACAUCACUUUUCAAAUCGUCCCUCCAGGGCCUGUCGAAACUAGCUGAAAUAACAUGGACACGCCUUCGACGCGUGCGA